Molecule: messenger RNA, 2718 nt
Organism: Metopolophium dirhodum (rose-grain aphid)
Lineage: Eukaryota; Metazoa; Arthropoda; Insecta; Hemiptera; Aphididae
Exons: 4
Coding region: 1-2475 (824 amino acids)
Molecular function (GO): protein dimerization activity
Source: RefSeq, a predicted model, not a curated record
AUGCACAAACAAGAAAUUGUUUUAAGUGAACCACUAAUGAGUUUAGACCCAGCUACAGACUUAGACGAACCUAAUGCCAAAAUGGAUUUAAAUGAAGGAAAUUUAUCCAAUAAAAUUUCAAAAUACAAUGAAGAAUUGACAAAAGAAAUGCACAAACAAGAAAUUGUUUUAAGUGAACCACUAAUGAGUUUAGACCCAGCUACAGACUUAGACGAACCUAAUGCCAAAAUGGAUUUAAAUGAAGGAAAUUUAUCCAAUAAAAUUUCAAAAUACAAUGAAGAAUUGACAAAAGAAAUGCACAAACAAGAAAUUGUUUUAAGUGAACCACUAAUGAGUUUAGACCCAGGGAAAUGGGUGUUUCCGUUAUCAGGUUCACAGCGUCACGAUUUAGUUCAAAAUGGUCCUCAACAGAUGCUAGAUACUUGCGAUGAAAAUUAUCCUUUAGACAAUAAUAAGAGACAUUUUUCUAACUUCCACUAUACAAGAAAAUUAAGUAAUGGCGAAACUCAACAUCGCAGAUGGCUAGUUUAUUCUCAAUCUCAAGAUAAAAUAUAUUGUUUUCCGUGUACAGUUUUUUCUAAUUUACAAACACAAAUGAUUCGUGAAGGAUGUUGUGACUGGAAACAUCUAAGUACAAUUUUGCAAAGACACGAAAAGAGCAAAGAGCACAUGGUGUGCAUGAUUAAAUGGGUAGAAUUUGACAAACGAAUUAAACUCGGGAAAACAAUAGAUCAAGAAAAUGAAAAACGGAUUCGUGAAUCACAAAAGCAUUGGUACAAUUUGUUUGAAAAAUUAAUUAAUGUAAUAAAUUUCUUAGCCUCACAUAAUCUAUCAUUUAGAGGUCAUCGAGAAUCAAUGAAGUUAGAUGAUAGCAAUAACUCUGGAAACUUUAUUGAUUUAUUAAAAUUAUUGUCCAAAUAUGAUCAUUCAUUACAGAACCAUUUUCAACUAAUUAAUGAAAAACAACUGGCACAACAUUAUUUGAGUCAUGAUAUCCAAAAUGAAUUAAUUAAACUUAUGUCUAAAAAAGUAAUUGAAGAGAUUAUUAGUAAAGUAAAACUAGUGAAAUAUUAUGCUUUCAUGCUCGACUGCACUAGAGACAUAAGUCGCGUUGAACAGAUGUCCAUUAUUUUAAGAUUUUGUAAUACGUCAACCGGUGAUAUAGAAGAACAUUUUAUUGGAUUUAUUGCUGUUGAUUCCACAACAGGGGAACAUUUAACAAACAUUAUUCUACACGAGCUAAAAAGUAAUGGUUUAGAUAUUCAAGACUGUCGUGGACAAGGUUUUGAUAAUGGCGCGAAUAUGGUAGGAAUAAACAAGGGUGUUAAAACACGAAUAUUAAAUAUUAAUCCAAAAGCAUUCUUUGCGCCUUGUGGUUGUCACAGCUGGAAUUUGAUUUUAGUAGAUGCUGCUAAGUCUUCCAUUACAGCUACAACAUUUUUUGGCUUUAUUCAAAAAAUUUAUUUGCUCUUUUCAAAAUCUAGUAAACGAUGGGAUCUUAUUAAAGAUAAAUUAAAACUAACAUUAAAGUCUUUAUCUGAAACAAGGUGGGAAAGUAGAAUUGCUGCAGUCAAAGCAAUAUUAUUUCAAUUUGACGAUAUCAUUGAUUGUAUAAAUAUACUUAAAAUGCAAAUAGUAGACGCAGAAACUCUAUGUGAUUGUGAAGCCAUUUUAAAAGAAAUGUUAACAUUUGAAUUUAUUGUUGCAAUACAUGUGUGGUAUGAAAUUUUACUUCGUGUAAAUAAUAUAAAAUAUCGUGAUAUAGGAUUCAAUAAAAGUAUUAUAGAAUCUCGCCAGUUCAUAGAAAAAAGUAGUUAUGAAAUAGAAUUAAAUUUUAAAAACAAGAGAAUAGCAAAGAAGAAAAAAAUGUUUAGUUAUGAACACACUGAUGAACCUAUAGAGAAUGGUGAAAAAAAGUUUAGAGUUGACUUUUUUAACAGCAUGAUUGAUGGAAUUCUACAUGACAUUAAAUGGAGAUUUAAAUCAUUGAAUGAAUACUUUGAAUAUUUUGGUUUUAUUUAUGAUAUGAAUAUUUUAAGAUCCAUUUCCAAAGAAGAUCUUUAUAAGCAUUGUUGUGAUUUAGGUACAGUUCUUCAAGAAGGUGAAAAGAGCGACAUUCAAUCAUUUGAAUUAUACGAAGAAUUACAACUCAUAAUUUCAAGUCUACCAGACUUUAUUAAGGAUGCAAAACAACUCAUCAAAUACAUAAUAGAAAAUAAUUUACAAGAAAUAUAUCCAAAUGUUUAUAUAACAGUCAGAAUUAUGCUCACUAUUCCUGUCAGUACAGCUUCAGCAGAGAGAAGUUUUUCGAAGCUUAAAAUAAUUAAAAAUUACCUACGAAAUACGAUGACACAAGAAAGACUCUCAGCAUUAGCAGUUUUGUCCAUUGAAACGAAAAUUGCAAAUAAUUUAAAUUACGAAGAUAUACUUAAAACAUUUAGUGAAGCAAAAAGCCGAAAAGUCCAUUUCUUGUAAAUAAAAAAAAUGAAACUUCUAACAGUAUUAUUAAUUUAAAAAAAUAUGUAUUUAAUUUUAUAAUUAUGUUUAAAUAAAAUUAUAUUGACUACUUUGCAAAUAAAAGGUUAAUAAUUAGAGUUUAUUGUUUUAAAAAAUUGUAAAUCUUAAUAUUUAUUAAAUAACUAUUGUUACUUAAAUGUUUAUUAAAAAAAUUUUAAAAAAGGGCCUCUUUAAGUCUACUUCGCCCACAUAUUAAUUUUA